AAUCUCGCGAGGUUUGAGGACUAUGAGCUUGCUAGUCCGAGGCGGCCAGCGGAGGUUUGCCUCCGGCCAGGGAUGGGGCUGAGCUUCGCUGACACUUCCAGCCGCCUCUCCGCUGAUGGUCUCGAGUCUGCUCGGUGAAGAAGCUGAACAGACGAGAGGAGUCUCUUCCCUUGGGUGCGUAGGUCCCUGUUAGCAGAGGCUUUGAGUCCUAACGCCACAGUUGACGGCUGCGAGGGAUUGAGACCAGAGUAUUCCUUUAGAAAUGAGUUGCACGAUUGAGAAGGCACUCGCUGAUGCUAAAGCUCUUGUUGAAAGACUGAGAGAUCAUGAUGAUGCAGCAGAAUCUCUGAUAGAGCAAACCACGGCACUCAACAAGCGGGUAGAAGCAAUGAAGCAGUAUCAGGAAGAAAUUCAAGAACUUAAUGAAGUUGCAAGGCACCGGCCACGGUCCACGUUAGUUAUGGGAAUCCAGCAAGAAAACAGACAAAUCAGAGAACUGCAACAAGAGAACAAAGAAUUGCGCACAUCUCUGGAAGAACAUCAGUCUGCCUUGGAACUUAUAAUGAGCAAGUAUCGAGAGCAAAUGUUCAGACUGCUAAUGGCCAGCAAAAAAGAUGACCCAGGUAUAAUAACGAAGUUAAAAGAGCAGCACUCCAAGAUUGACAUGGUACAUCGUAACAGCUCCGAAGGAUUCUUCCUUGAUGCAUCUCGACACAUCUUUGAAGCAUCUCAACAUGGACUGGAGAGGAGGCACUUGGAAGCAAAUCAGAAUGAAUUACAGGCACAUGUUGAUCAGAUAACAGAAAUGGCAGCAGUAAUGAGGAAAGCCAUUGAAAUCGAUGAGCAGCAGGGUUGCAAGGAACAGGAACGAAUAUUUCAACUUGAACAAGAAAACAAAGGCUUGAGAGAGAUCCUCCAGAUAACUCGAGAAUCCUUUCUGAACCUUAGGAAAGAUGAUGUGUCUGAAAGUUCAUCUUUGUCAGCAUUAGUGACCAAUAGUGACCUAAGUCUGAGAAAGAGCUGAAGAGCCUGUAAGUCUGUGAGCUUUUUGCAAAGCUCCACAUCGUCACUGGGACUGGCCUGAUGUGAAUGAAUUAACAGAAAAAUCCAUCUCAAGCCACCCUUUAUUUUUUUCUAUAGUGUGUACAGUGCACUGGCAAUGACAUUCUUAAGCUAGCAAAAAUGCAGAAUUAAUGGUCAUAGAUUUUAUUCCAAAAUAUAAUUAAAAACUAGAAACUUUGUUAAUUGGUGAAGAAACUAAAGAUUUUCUGAGUGACUGCUGAACCUAACAGCAGUACUGUUGACAACCCUGGAUGAUGCUUGGAUAAACAUGAAUAUUCCCAAUAAAUGGGAAUUCAUGCAUUUAUCCAAAUUUUAAAAUAUACAUCUUGCCACAGUUUGUAAAUGGAAGACUGUCAUAUUAAAUUUUAUUUCUUCUCCCUCUUUGGUGUCAGAGUUAACAAAUAGUUUAUGUACCGUGAGACUUCAGCUUUAAUGAUUGCCUGUCUACCUUCCCAUUACUGUAAAUUUUGGUCAAAGAACACUCAGUUUGCAAGAGUGUAGGAAUGUUUCAUAUGCACCAAUAAACAAAGUUAAUUUAAUUUUAGCCAGUUUACCAUAAUUAAAAUACUCCACUGACAAUUGUCUAUAAGUUGUUUAAGUAUAUGAAAUAACAUUUCAGGAAUGAAAGAGAAAGAAUAUUACUUUCUAAGAAAGAAGAUCUUAUAAGAGACAUAUUAGUAGGUUAAACUACUCCUUUGAAAGAUUUAAGUUUUGGUUCUUAAUAAUGAAGAUGAGGUAUUUCUCUUCUCUGGUUGAUCUUUAAGGAUAUUAGGUAGUUCUUUAAGCUAAUAACAGAGUUGAAAUGUUUGAAAUAGCAAACUAGGUAUGUGUCAAAGUAAAUUGGGAAUUCCUCUGCCUCAUUGAACCCUUUCUUUAAAAAUGCAGAAAGUAAAUUACAAUUUGAAAAUAAAAUUUGUUUUCUGGAUGUCUUCAUAAGCUCUAUCUUCUGGUCCUUGUAACCUGGAAGAUUUUUCUUAUAAUCUAUCAGUCAAAAGGGGGGUGGGUGGGAGGAAAUCUGUGGAUUUAUAAGUAUUUGUUUCAUUUUUUUCCAAAAUCUUUAUCUAGUAUGUAAAUUUUUAAAAGCCACUGGAAAUAGAAAUGUACUUUAACAUCAGUUGAAAUCUCAAUCUUAUUUCAGGAUUAUAGAAGGAUAAAAGAAAAAUGUCAAAUAUGAUUAAAUAUACUAAUUUGUAUUAAAAUUAGCACAAUAGGAAAUUCUACUUUAGGGUAUGUAAUUUGUUAAAUAUUCACAUGGUAGCUUUUGUGUAUAAUUUCAUAUAUUGGUAAAAUUCAAAACUACUUUUCACUUGUAAUUUUUGUAUCUUAAGUUUGAAGUAAGUGGGGCUGAUUGAAAAGGGCUAAUGGCCCAAACACUGAAUAGACUUCUCAGAGGCCUUAAUUGAUAUUUUAUAACUGACAGUUAUUUCUAAACUUUUCUAUUGGUUUUGGGGAAAGUAUCUGUUAAUUUGGUGGCACAUUCAUUGAUAUAGUUUUAUCCCAAGUCAGAAUUAACGAAAAUAAACUAUACAGUUGAGAUGAAGUCUGAGGCAAUUCAUUGAGGCAGCUCUAUUAUUAAAAUGUUUCUUGAUAACUAAUUAUUUUUAUAAACAAGUUAAUUUAUUCUUGGUCUUCUUACUUGGAUAUAAUUUUAAGGUCUUGGUGUUUAAAGACAUUUACUUUGUUAUAUAGCAACAGUUUUCCAUCCAUACUUUUUUCUUUUUAAAUUUAAGGUUCUACUUAUGUCUGAGAAUGUAUACUGCAUAGGAGCCUAUUUUAUCAAUAAAGACGAGUGAUUGAAAUUGA
Molecule: messenger RNA, 2865 nt
Organism: Hyaena hyaena (striped hyena)
Lineage: Eukaryota; Metazoa; Chordata; Mammalia; Carnivora; Hyaenidae
Gene: FGFR1OP2
Product: FGFR1 oncogene partner 2
Exons: 7
Coding region: 263-1024 (253 amino acids)
Biological process (GO): response to wounding
Source: RefSeq, a predicted model, not a curated record